Messenger RNA from Ambispora gerdemannii, 669 nucleotides. The record is from the annotation of a GenBank genome assembly. NCBI's taxonomy places the organism in Eukaryota, Fungi, Glomeromycota, Glomeromycetes, Archaeosporales, Ambisporaceae.
AUGAAUCAGCAACUAGCCGAUAAUACUACUAUCUCCCAUGAUGGUAAUUCACUAAAUUUCUCCCGGUAUGAAUGCUUAAGGCCACCACCCUAUCCCUCUAAUAUCAUUCUGGAUGAUAUCCUUAAAAGAAAUAUUUUUCAAAACCGCAAAACAUUAAAAAUUGGGAAUUCAUUUUUUAUUUAUCGCAUGGUUAUGGUAAAGCAGAAUGAAAGACAAGCAAUAAAAUGUGAUAUGCCGACGUUAUCAAAGAUUGCUUCCAAGUUUUGGAAAGAAGAAUCACAGCAAGUUAAACAUUGUUACAAAGAACUAGCCAAGAAAGCACAAUAUCUUUUUACUGAGCAAUAUCAAAAAAUGCAAGUAGUAGGCAACCCACUUCAAACCACUAAAGCUGGAAGAAAUUUAGGAUUUCCCCAACCUCAAGGAUCUACUAUUCAUCGAACCAGAUUACCUUCUAUCUCAACACUUAAUCCAAUAGAUCGGUAUCUUUGUCAAAAACCUCGAUAUAAUCCAAUUCAAGCUAAUAACAGCAAUUUAAACACUAUUACUAACAUUCAAGAGACAAAUAACUAUAAUCAAUUACUUGAACAACUGAUGCUUCAUCAACAAAUGAUGCUUAAACAACAAAAUAUGCUGGAACGACUCAUGAAUUACCAUAAAUCCCGUCUCUAA